Messenger RNA from Amphibalanus amphitrite, 546 nucleotides. RefSeq lists its product as uncharacterized. NCBI's taxonomy places the organism in Eukaryota, Metazoa, Arthropoda, Thecostraca, Balanomorpha, Balanidae. The transcript is spliced from 2 exons. The record is from RefSeq and is a predicted model, not a curated record. Bases 1 to 546 code for a protein of 181 amino acids.
AUGAGGCUGAUGAUUUUGGUUUGUGUGGCGGCUGUGGCGCUGGCCCAGCCCGACAAGCUCCCUCGCCGAGUCACCCGGCGUCGGCAGCAGGCUCCCCAGCCGACCUUCUUCGACCAGCAGCAGGCUUCCCAGCCGACUUACUUCGACCAGCAGCAGUUCCAGCAGCCGCAGCAGCAGCAGCAGUUCCAGCAGCCGCAGCCUGAGGCCGACAUCAGCCGCCCGCUGAGCGAGGAGCGCCGCCGCGACCGCGACGCCGUCAUCACCAGCUUCACCAGCGAGCGGAGCGACGCCGGUGCGCGGCACGCCUACACGGCCGACAACGGCCUCGAGCGAGAGGAGACCAUCCAGCUGCGCGAGGUGGUCUCGGUCGACGAGGACGGUAACGAGGUGGUGACCACAGUGCCGGUGGUGAGCGGCAAGUUCCAGUUCCUGCUGGACGACGGCAGCGUGGUGACGAGGAGCUACACCACCGACGAGCGGGGCCACCUGGUCUGGCAGGGCACCGACCUGCCGCAGGCGCCGGCGCCCCAGCCCGUCUACCAGUAG